Rubroshorea leprosula is the source of this 1031-nucleotide messenger RNA. Lineage: Eukaryota; Viridiplantae; Streptophyta; Magnoliopsida; Malvales; Dipterocarpaceae. The record is from the annotation of a GenBank genome assembly.
AUGGAAGAAUGCGUUGUAUGGUUGAAAAAAAAAAAAAGGAAGAAAAAAAAAAAAAGAGAAGUUGAAUGUUUUGUGGCCUUUGUUACUUGAGUAAGUAUGUUUUUAGGAGUGUCACUUUACCUAAUGCCCUAAAGCCAACUGGUUUGGGAGUCAUUGACAGAAAUCUCUCGUUACAUAGGAAUAGUAUCGAGAUUAGGGUGAUGCUAAUGAAGUUUUCAGUGUGAAUUUGUGAUAGUACAAUAAUUAAUUCUUCGAUAUUUUGAUUAGGUUCCUGAUCGUUCUGUCAAUUAGCACUGAGAUUGAGUUUUUGGUUAUGCGAUUUGAGGUAAGUAAAUUUAUGGUAUUGCCCAUACAGUUUUUAAAAGCAUGUUUUGAUUUGUUUUUAAAGUGGUGGCGGGACUAAACCCGUUUUAUACAAAAGAAAGUAUGAUUGAUUUGAAGUGAAAUUUUUAUGCUUUUCAUUAAAUUGAGCAUGCCUAUUUGAAAUUUAAUUGAUUGUCCUGAUGAUUUGAAAGUGAUUGGUGAAUUAUGAUUUUUCUAUUAACUUCUGCUUGUUUUGUCUCUGAUGUGGUUAUGUUAUUGAUAACCCUGCUAGUGGGGGCUAAACGCUAGCACAUGUCGACAUGUUACUGAUAGAACCGGUUCGUUUCUGUUGCCCUGCUAGUGGGGAUUAUACACCAGCAAAUACUGUAGCCUGCUAGUGGGAGGUUUAUAACACUGGCCGUGACCUAUAGAGGAGACGUCUAUUUCAUUCUCGUACUGUAUCCGUUUUUUUUAUUACAGUUGUUGGCAUGCUAUGAGUUUAAUAAGGGGCACUCCAUAUUUACUUACUGAGUUUAUCUCAUAGUUUUCUUAGUCCACUAUUUCAGGAAGCGAAACCGAGAACGGGGAAAUCAUGGGAAGUGACGAGUUAGAAGGCUAGCCAUCUUGUACAGUGAACUUAGAUUGUAGAAAUAAAUCAUGAUCUUGUAAAUGAGAGUGUAUUUGGAGAUUUAUGAUAUUAGAGCAAAUUAUAAAAUUUGAUCUUCAGA